This is a messenger RNA of Chaetomium strumarium, 1234 nucleotides long. RefSeq names its product ATP10 protein-domain-containing protein. The record is from RefSeq and is a predicted model, not a curated record. Gene Ontology annotation, biological process: mitochondrial proton-transporting ATP synthase complex assembly. The transcript has 2 exons. The coding region runs from base 41 to 1093 and encodes 350 amino acids. Gene Ontology annotation, cellular component: mitochondrial inner membrane. NCBI's taxonomy places the organism in Eukaryota, Fungi, Ascomycota, Sordariomycetes, Sordariales, Chaetomiaceae.
AAAAUCGACUAACGGUCCUGCGGCUGCCACAUCUGCCACCAUGAUCACAAGGACCGGCAUCCGGACGGGCUCCCGGACGGUGACCUGUAUUAUUUGUCAAUGGCGGUCACUUAGUGUAUCCUAUCGCCGGCUGGGCGACAAGCCCCCGGUCUCGGCAUCAUCCCCGGACUCGAAAGCGGCCCCCCGCGUGGCUCCGGCAGCUAGCGGGACCGGUGCCGCCGGCGUUGCAGAAAGCCCGCUCGCCCAUGCGCCCAGAUCAUAUGGCAAGAAGCUCCAAGAGUUCACGCCGACACCCCUGGCGAGGCCAAUCGGCAUGAACCAUCCUCCGAGCGCGGGCGAAAACACCGGCAUCGACAAGCGCUCACUUAAGGAGCGCCACGCGGACUUCACUAACUACGAGAAGCACCUCCAGCGUCGGGAAUAUCUCAAAUCCAAAAUCUCGCGCCCUUACUUCCGCGACUGGCGCAACCUCCAAUUCCACCAAGGCAAGACCUUCCUCUCGCCACCACGCCUCUUCCGAGCCGAUCUGUCACUCUACUUCCCCAACCUCCACGGCCGCAGCCUGGCCAAGACCCCCUCGGCGAAGGCCGCCGACACGACCCCCUUGCUCGAGGGCCGCGCCAGCGUCGUCUCCAUCUUCAGCGGCAUGUGGGCCGAGAACCAGGCACGCACGUUCACCUCGCGGGAGGAAAACCCAGCGCUGUACGAGGUGUUGGGGGCCAACGCCGGGCGGGCGCAGCUAGUGCAGGUCAAUGUCGAGGAGGACAUGCUAAAGGCCUGGCUGAUCAGGUUAUUCAUGGGCUCGCUGCGCAAGAAGGUGGGCAAGGAGAACUGGGACAAGUAUUUCAUCGUGCGACGGGGCAUCUCGGACGAAAUACGCGAGUCGAUUGGGCUGCUGAAUAGCAAGGUUGGAUACACCUACCUGGUGGAUCACCAGUGUAGGAUACGCUGGGCGGGCAGCGGGCCUGCUGAGCCGGAGGAAAGGGAGGGGCUGGUGAAGGGGUUGCAAAGGAUACUAAGCGAGAUGGAAAAGGAAGGUGUUGGGGAGCACUUCGUGAGGAAGGUGGCAGCCAAGAAGCCGACGGAGAAAUAGACGUUGGAUAGAUAGACGGGAGCGAAUGUCGUGUGAUACCCCCCUUUUUGUUCGAUAGACGCCGCCACUUAUGUACUAUAUCAGGGGUGUAAGAUACGGAGGUAACAAUGCCUUCCAUUCCGGCGCUGGGCUCAAAAAGGG